AAGGCGCAUGCGCUUCCUGUGGCGCCGCAGUUAGCAGAAGGUGAGGGAGGUGAUGGCCACGUUCUUCGGGGAGGUGGUGCGGGCGCCUUGCCGAGCCGGGACCGAGGACGAGGAGGAGGACGAGGAGGGGAGGCGGGAGACGCCUGAAGACAGGGAGGUCCGGCGGCAGCUGGCGCGGAAGAGGGAGGUGCGGCUCCUUCGAAGACAAACAAAAACAUCUUUGGAAGUUUCUCUGCUGGAAAAAUAUCCUUGCUCCAAGUUUAUAAUUGCUAUAGGAAAUAAUGCAGUAGCAUUUGUGUCAUCAUUUAUCAUGAACUCAGGAGUCUGGGAAGAAGUUGGUUGUGCUAAACUCUGGAACGAAUGGUGUAGGACAACGGAUACUAUACAUCUGUCCCCAACAGAAGCUUUUUGUGUGUUUUAUCAUCUAAAAUCGAAUCCCUCGGUUUUGCUCUGUCAGUGCAGCUGCUACGUCGCUGAAGAUCAGCAGUUUCAGUGGCUGGAAAAGGUUUUUGGCUCAUGUUCAAGGAAGAAUAUGCAAGUAACUGUUCUCACGUGUCGACACGUUACUGACUAUAAAACUGCAGAAUCAACUAGCAGCCUUCACACUCCUUUCCUGAAAGCCCUAAAAACGCAGAAUUUCCGAGAGCCGCUGUGCUGUUCACUGCUAGAACAACCGAAUAUUGUGCAUGACCUUCCUGCUGCAGUUCUGAGUUAUUGUCAAGUAUGGAAGAUCCCUGCAGUGCUGUACCUGUGUUACACUGAUGUGAUGAAGUUAGACUUGAUUACAGUGGAAGCCUUUAAGCCUGUACUUUCAUCCAGAAGCCUGAAAGGUUUGGUUAAGAAUAUUCCCCAGAGCACAGAGAUACUGAAGAAAUUGAUGACGACAAAUGAGAUUCAGAGUAACAUUUACACAUGAUUCUGAAGAUUGUUUUGUAGUGUAUCACCCAUCCAUUCGUUUAAGGGGAGCAGCGUGCAGUGUUUUGUAGGUUACUUUUUUCAGGGAAGUAUUUUGAGGGAGUGAAAAACAAUAAACUUACCUUAAAUUCCUUGUA
Messenger RNA from Camelus dromedarius (Arabian camel), 1052 nucleotides. RefSeq names its product proteasome assembly chaperone 1 (gene PSMG1). NCBI's taxonomy places the organism in Eukaryota, Metazoa, Chordata, Mammalia, Artiodactyla, Camelidae. Gene Ontology annotation, molecular function: proteasome binding. Gene Ontology annotation, biological process: proteasome core complex assembly. Gene Ontology annotation, cellular component: endoplasmic reticulum. Bases 53 to 916 code for a protein of 287 amino acids. The transcript has 7 exons. The record is from RefSeq and is a predicted model, not a curated record.